GUUUGUUGUAGUGUUAAAGUUAUAAUAAAUAAUAUAACAACUGCUGCAUUUGUGUUAAAUUCAAAAGACUUUGCAUUGUAUAGACUGUGUUUUUGUGUACAUCAAUUGCCACUUUAAGGUGUCGAUACCUUUCGACUGGGUUGAGUAAGUAAUCAAUAGAUGGCGCUGCUAUGGUAAAUCUACGAACGUGCUACAUUUUAACAGCAUAAUUACCACGUGUUGUUGACGCUAUAAAAAGAGAAUAUCAUAAGAACAAGAGCAGCAGGAGAACGAGACAUAGCCACAGUAGGAGCACAGGAACAAUAAUUUCAAUUUAUACAUUCAAAUGCCACCGAAAAAAUCGAACCUCAACAACGCGAGCAGCAAAGGGUCACGACGCAAACGUGUUGAAAGAGCUCAGCAAUAUCAAGUAAACUUUUGGUGAAAUGGGCAACCCGAAAAAGAAAAGGUUAACAACAUGUGCCAAGCGGAAAAGUAAAAGACAACUUGCCCGAAGACUCUGCAGAUACUUUUGGUGAAAUGGGCUCGAAACAUUUAGCACUCAGUAUCAAGCGAAAAAGUAGAAGACAAAUUGCUCGAAGACUCUGGAGGGCUCGAAUGGAAGCCUUACGACGACGACAGAAUCCCUCCCCACAAAACCCACAGGAGUUCCCAAUUACGAUCAAACAAGAACUGCUAGAAGUCGAAGACAUCAAAGAAGAAUUCUCAAUCCACGAAGAUCCUCUACAAGUCACACCAUUUGAGAAUCUUCCGAGUACCAGCACCCAAAACAAUGUUUCCGUUAAGGAAGAACCACUAAUUCAAGUGAAAGAACCCAGUUUUGACAGUGAUAGUGUGGAAGAACUACGUGCAGUGAGCCCAGUAAACCAAGAACAGUCGUUUCCAAAUCUACAUCUAGACCCUGUUGAUCUAAUGUUCCUUGACUUUGCGCGAAAAUUUAAAACCUUUUCGGCUACAAAACAGUUAUUUUUCAAGAAUAGGUUUUUCAAAAUGAUGGCCGAUGCAGAAAUGGAAGAAAGUAGUGGGACGCAAAAUGUUUGUGUGAAUGGUUUCUUGUAGGUAUGAUAAGACUGAAAAUUAU
Molecule: messenger RNA, 1081 nt
Organism: Zophobas morio
Lineage: Eukaryota; Metazoa; Arthropoda; Insecta; Coleoptera; Tenebrionidae
Exons: 7
Coding region: 520-1059 (179 amino acids)
Source: RefSeq, a predicted model, not a curated record